This is a messenger RNA of Oncorhynchus masou masou (cherry salmon), 1318 nucleotides long. RefSeq names its product actin-related protein 2-A-like. Gene Ontology annotation, biological process: Arp2/3 complex-mediated actin nucleation. Gene Ontology annotation, molecular function: actin filament binding. The transcript is spliced from 9 exons. Bases 70 to 1254 code for a protein of 394 amino acids. Gene Ontology annotation, cellular component: actin cortical patch; Arp2/3 protein complex. NCBI's taxonomy places the organism in Eukaryota, Metazoa, Chordata, Actinopteri, Salmoniformes, Salmonidae. The record is from RefSeq and is a predicted model, not a curated record.
GGGUGGUGACUUCCGGCUUGCUGAAGAAAGUUGAGCUGGGGAGGUUUGCUGGCUCCUGGGUUUUGCAAAAUGGAUAGCCAGGGAAGGAAAGUGGUGGUUUGUGACAAUGGAACCGGGUUUGUGAAGUGUGGCUAUGCAGGCUCCAACUUCCCCGAGCACAUCUUCCCUGCCUUGGUGGGCAGGCCAAUCAUUCGCUCCACAGCCAAAGUGGGCAACAUUGAGAUUAAGGACCUGAUGGUGGGCGACGAGGCCAGCGAGCUGCGCUCCAUGCUCGAGGUCAACUACCCCAUGGAGAACGGCAUCGUCAGGAACUGGGACGACAUGAAGCACCUGUGGGACUACACCUUCGGGCCUGAGAAGCUCAACGUCGACUCCAGGAACUGCAAAAUCCUGCUCACCGAGCCGCCCAUGAACCCCACCAAGAACCGAGAGAAGAUCAUUGAGGUGAUGUUUGAGACGUAUCAGUUCUCAGGGGUCUACAUUGCUAUCCAGGCUGUGCUGACGCUCUACGCCCAAGGCCUGCUGACAGGUGUUGUGGUGGACUCUGGGGACGGUGUGACACACAUCUGUCCGGUGUACGAGGGCUUCAGCUUGCCCCAUCUGACACGACGCCUGGACAUCGCUGGGAGGGACAUAACCCGCUACCUCAUUAAGCUGUUGCUGCUGAGGGGCUAUGCGUUCAACCACUCUGCGGACUUUGAGACGGUGCGUAUGAUGAAGGAGAAGCUGUGCUACGUGGGUUACAACAUCGAACAGGAGCAGAAACUGGCUCUGGAGACCACCGUGCUGGUCGAGUCCUACCAGCUCCCAGACGGCAGGGUGAUCAAGGUGGGAGGGGAGCGUUUCGAGGCUCCAGAGGCUUUGUUCCAGCCCCAUCUCAUCAACGUAGAGGGAGUCGGGGUGGCAGAGUUGCUCUUCAACACUAUCCAUGCAGCAGACAUCGACACCAGGUCUGAGUUCUAUAAACACAUAGUGUUGUCAGGUGGGUCCACCAUGUAUCCAGGUCUUCCAUCUCGACUAGAGAGGGAGCUCAAACAGCUCUACCUGGAACGCGUGCUGAAAGGCCACGUGGACAAACUCUCGAAAUUUAAGAUCCGCAUCGAGGACCCGCCGCGGCGUAAGCACAUGGUGUUCCUGGGCGGGGCCGUGCUGGCGGACAUCAUGAAGGACAAAGAUCACUUCUGGCUGACCAGGGAGGAGUACCAGGAGAAAGGUGUCAGGGUGCUGGAGAAACUGGGAGUCACUGUCAGAUAAAGACCUCCGCAAUGUUAAAGACCAUACACACACACACACACACAUACAUACAUACAUAUCCAUA